Amphibalanus amphitrite is the source of this 1293-nucleotide messenger RNA. RefSeq names its product complex III assembly factor LYRM7-like. The record is from RefSeq and is a predicted model, not a curated record. The transcript is spliced from 6 exons. NCBI's taxonomy places the organism in Eukaryota, Metazoa, Arthropoda, Thecostraca, Balanomorpha, Balanidae. The coding region runs from base 224 to 577 and encodes 117 amino acids. Gene Ontology annotation, biological process: mitochondrial respiratory chain complex III assembly.
GCACAUAAAGCUCCAAUUCAAGUGGUUCAAGGUAGUCGAUGCUUAAAGAAAGCUUUGACGACAUACCAAACGGAACACAAGAAUUGUUCGCCAUGGGUAUUCGCUUGGGUAUUCGCUGCUCUGUUGCAUUCAUCAAGGCUAUGCAUUCAUAGGUGAUUCCAGGAAUGUGCAGUAAUUGCUGCUAACUGGCUGCUUCCCCUGCCAACUGCAAGUGUCCUACAGCAUGAGCGGUGCUCUAAGAAAGGAGGUGCUAUCUGCCUUCAAGAGGAUACAUCGUGCAAGGGCAGAGGUGUUUGCUGGUGAUGAUGCUGCAUUGUCAGCUGCCAGGAUCAAAAUAAAUGAAGAGUACAAAAAGAACAGGGGAGUGACCAAUGAAGACUCUAUCAAGGAGCUGGUGAACUUCUCGAAAGAAUGUGAAACUGUUCUAUUGAAAACAGUAAUGCAAGCGAAAGAGACGGAGCCUGGCAGAUAUGCCCUGCGCAUCAACAAGGAGACGUACAUGUGGGACAACGUGCCGUACCGGGACGUCGACCUGCCGCCCGCCAGGCCCGGCGGCUGCUCCGACCGAGCCUCGUGACGUCACUGGUUUGGACCUCGUGACGUCACUACGGACCGAUCGGCGUAAGUCCGUCAGAAGCUGUUAACGGCGUAGUGGUUUUGUUUUGACGGUCGGUAGAUGUCGUGCUGUGUUUUUGUUUUGUCCGUAAAGGGAGUGCUGGCGCAGUGUCAUGUGGAGGCUGUGCUGUGAUGAUGUGUUGAGAUUUGAGAAUGAUGCCGUGUGGCGGGCACACCACUCUGUGUCCGUCAGAGAAAAUGGACGCCUUUUGUAGGACAAGGCGAUACACAAGUCUCGCCAUCUCUUGAUGGACUUUACCAGCCUGUUGUUAAAGUUCACUGAUACUAAGUGCAAUUGACCCGAGAACCAUACGAUGGCCGAUGACAUCCAUCCACAUCGACAGGCCUUGUGUUAACAUACAAAACCUUUGAUAGGUGAAUACAGCUAUACAGGGAAUACACACGGUGAAUUCAGCUGUUCGUACCCAUUGGAGUAGCAAACUGAGUGAACUAUUUAUUUACACGAAUUGACGAUGACUUACAGCUGGCAAAGGAGCACGCGAUCGUCAGUAUGACGAACAGUGUGAGUUUAUAUUUGAACAGGCGAUCUUGUAAUGACAUUGCGAUUCGCAUCUAAUCGAACUGAGGCACAUUGCUGUCAGGCGAGAGUUCAAACAUUGUAACAAUCCUGCAUGCCCAUGGACUGAAUCUCAGAUACAAAUAUCUUUUUAAAAUGCA